AUGGACAUGUCGGACUUGAUCUCCAUCCUUAACCAGGCGGCCCAUGACCCUCCCAAAGAUGCCGAGUCGAGGAAGCAGUUGCACGAUGCUGCACGGAAACUCAUGUUUGCGGCUGAGGGUCACCACGAGCUGAUGCAUCGAGUUCUGUUCUCGCAAAUCCCACUCACUGUCUCAAAAGUAGCGGCAGACAUUGACGUCUUCAGGGUGUUGAGCUCCCAACCGGGAGAGCAGCAUACGACGGAGAAGCUUGCCCAGGCUACCAGUGCUGACGGAAUCUUACUGCUACGGAUUCUGCGUGGUCUCGCUGCGCACGGCCUCAUUGGCGAGACGUCCGAUGGUUCCUGGUACGCCAACGCGGCAACUGAGGUAUUCGCCACCGAAAUGAUCAAGGAUGGCAUCGACCAGAACCAAAUGACACUGGGCCCUUGCCACCAAGCGCUUCCCACCUUUCUCCGUGAGACGAAGUACCGCAACCCCACCAACAACACGCACAUACCUUUCAACGUAGCCUUCAACACUUGUGAACCCGUCUUUACAUGGCUGCAACACCACCCCGCGAACUUGAAGGCCAUGAUCGGAACGAUGCCCGCCCAGCGAUCGGGACAAGCGAACUGGUUCGCGGAACCUACCAUCUUCAAUCCAGCAGACUUUACGCUCUCGCAGUCGGACAUGGAAGCUGGAAGAGUCCUGAUGGUCGACGUAGGCGGUGGCGGCGGCCAGCAAUCCCUCGCCUUGCGCACCGCACGCCCACAACUGGGCGGCAAAGUACUCGUGCAAGACCUGCCAUGGGUCGUCUCCAGUCUCGACUCAGCGCAAGCACAACGCCUGAAGGAUCACGAGAUCGAGGUUCAAACGGCCGACUUUACCCAACCACAAGCCGUCGAAGGAGCCAAAGUGUACUACAUGCGCAACAUAUUACACGACUGGCCGGACGCGGAAUGCCUGGUCAUCUUGAGGCAUCUGCGACAGGCGAUGAGCGAUGACUCGGUGGUGGUGAUUGACGAGAUGGUGGUGCGGAAAGGCGCGAGCAGUCAUAAGCAGGUCAACUACGAUAUCUGUAUGAUGGCGGUGCUUGCGUCGAUGGAGCGGACGGAGGAGCAGUGGGGGGUUUUGCUUGGGGAGGCGGGGUUGAGGGUCAGGGAGGCGAGGGAGUAUGAUGCUGGGAGUGGAGAUAGUGUUGUUUUUGCGGCGAAGGCUUAA
Saxophila tyrrhenica is the source of this 1200-nucleotide messenger RNA. RefSeq lists its product as uncharacterized. Gene Ontology annotation, molecular function: O-methyltransferase activity. The coding region runs from base 1 to 1200 and encodes 399 amino acids. The transcript is spliced from 4 exons. The record is from RefSeq and is a predicted model, not a curated record. Lineage: Eukaryota; Fungi; Ascomycota; Dothideomycetes; Mycosphaerellales; Extremaceae.